Megalobrama amblycephala (Wuchang bream) is the source of this 4366-nucleotide messenger RNA. It is a transcript of the gene osbpl11, whose product is annotated as oxysterol binding protein-like 11. The transcript has 13 exons. Gene Ontology annotation, cellular component: membrane; intracellular membrane-bounded organelle; cytosol. The record is from RefSeq and is a predicted model, not a curated record. Gene Ontology annotation, molecular function: sterol binding. NCBI's taxonomy places the organism in Eukaryota, Metazoa, Chordata, Actinopteri, Cypriniformes, Xenocyprididae. Bases 225 to 2363 code for a protein of 712 amino acids.
ACCACCUCCUGUCACAUGAUGCGGGUCGCGAAUGACUUCACGCUCUGUCAUGGCUGCACGAGACAUAAACAUGCCAGUGGUUCUGUAAUUCAGAGCAUUAAACCAGUGCGAUGGUUAAAAAAGCGGCCAUAACAAAUAAUUUUGACUUGAGCUUCGCUAUAUGAAAUUGGUUGGUCAUUGUUUGAGCGGUUAGCUGUGUUGUAAAUCAUAGGAAAGAUUCAAUCAUGCAGUCUGAAGCCGUCCUGGAGCAUCACGGCAGCUCACAGAGUUCCUGCAGGACGGGCUCCAAAUCAUGGCAGUACAGUGAUCUGAUGGAAAAGGUGGAUGGGUAUUUGAUGAAGUACACCAAUCUUGUGACUGGAUGGCAGUAUCGAUAUUUUGUGCUCAACAAUGAGGCAGGGCUGCUGGAAUACUUUGUUAAUGAGCAGUCCAGGAAUCAGAAGCCCCGGGGCUCGCUGCCGUUAGCCGGUGCAGUGAUUUCCCCCAGCGAUGAAGAUUCACACACCUUCACUGUCAAUGCCAUCAGCGGAGAGCAAUACAAACUCAGAGCCUCAGAUGCAAAGGAGCGUCAGCACUGGGUCAGCCGACUGCAGAUCUGUGCGCAGCACCACACGGAGGCGAUGGGCAAGACAAACCCACCACUUCAAUCUCGCAGUCUCUCCAUGGCAUCUCAGGGCAGUGGCAGCUCUCCAGGAUCUCAACACAGGAUCAACCAGAACUCAAACGCCCUGUUGGGCCUGUCCCAGCUGCAGCGCGGCUCCUCUCUUUACUCCAGCAGGAAAUCGCUGCUGCCUGAUCACUUGCUGGAGGCCAGAGAGAUGAUGAGCCAGGCGCAGGGCCAGCACAGAGACCUGAUCCAGAGUAUUGAGGGUCUACCCUCCUCCCAAGGUCCCUCUCCCUUGGAUCAAGACCUGCUGCUGCUGAAAGCCACCUCUUUGGCCACUAUGACCUGUCUCAGUGACUGCUUGCAUAUCCUGCAGCUCCAACAAGUGGCUCGGCAGAAAAUUCCUCUCGCUGGCUCUGCACUUGAGUGGCUGGAGCCAAAACUCCCCGACAUCCUGAAGAAUGGAGGGACGCUCCCUAGCAUCACCAAAGAUGACGGUAAAACAGUGGGAACCGUUCUAGAACCUUUAGAAAUGGACUCCUGUGAUAUUGCUGGGGAGCAGGAGGAGAUUGAUGCCACGCAGGAGGUGGACGAUUCCUCUCCGGUCGAGGAGGAGGAUCUUGGUGCUGUCGAAGAGGAGCGCAGCGUCAUUCUGCACCUCCUCUCUCAGCUGAAACUGGGCAUGGACCUCACCAGGGUGGUCCUGCCUACUUUUAUACUGGAGAAGCGCUCCCUCUUGGAAAUGUAUGCAGACUUCAUGUCCCAUCCGGACCUUUUCGUGGCCAUCACAGAUGGCUCCAGCCCGAUGGACCGCAUGGUCCGAUUUGUGGAGUAUUACCUCACUUCCUUCCAUGAAGGUCGCAAAGGUGCCAUUGCCAAGAAGCCCUACAACCCCAUCAUCGGAGAGACCUUCCACUGCUCUUGGAGCGUACCCAAAGCGACAACACCUCCGACAGGUGUCCUGAAAGAGGGGACCUCGUGCACGUCAGACUGCUACAAUGUCCGCUUUGUGGCUGAGCAGGUUUCCCAUCAUCCCCCUGUCUCGGGCUUCUAUGCAGAAUGCCAAGAGAGGCAGAUGUGUGUCAACACGCACGUGUGGACCAAAAGCAAGUUCAUGGGCAUGUCCAUUGGCGUCUCUAUGAUCGGAGAAGGUAAUCUACACCUAUUAGAGCAUGGUGAAGAAUACACCUUUAGUCUGCCAUCUGCUUACGCCCGCUCUAUCCUCACUGUGCCCUGGGUGGAACUGGGAGGAAAGGUCAAUGUCAACUGCACCAAGACGGGCUACUCUGCAGUCAUCACCUUCCAGACAAAGCCUUUCUAUGGGGGCAAGCUGCACAGAGUGAACGCGGAGGUCAAACACAACCCCUCCAACUCUGUGGUGUGCCGCGUGCAGGGCGAGUGGAACGGUGCGCUGGAGUUUACCUACACCAGCGGGGAGACCCGUGUCGUAGACGUUACCAAGCUCCCCGUCACCAGGAAAAGAGUACGGCCCAAUGAGCUGCAAGGACCCUACGAGUCCAGGAGAUUGUGGCAACACGUGACAGAGUCUCUGAAGGAAAGGGAUAUGGAUAAAGCCACGGAACACAAGCGUUUCCUGGAGGAAAGGCAGAGGAAAGAAGAGAGGCAUCGUGUAGAGACGCAGACAGCAUGGAGGACCAAAUACUUUGAGCGCAAAGGUGAAGGCUGGGUGUAUUACCAACCACUGUGGAAAACGGCAACCCAUAGCUCUUCCCCAGUUCCCCCUCCACAAAAUCCAUGACCUCUGACCUUUUACGAGCUGAGUUCAGGCACUGUACAGCCUCCUGCUGUAGUAAACCUCUGGUCCAGUGUUCCUUCUCUCACAGAUGAAGACAUACACUCUCCUUUGUAUGAUUCCUGAAACAUAACUUCAAUUUGAGUGUUUGUAACGCUUUGUGGACUUGCAGGUUUGCACUCUGAUGUUUAUAUUUUGCAUCCCUCGAUGGUAAGGUUUUUGUAGAACUACACAGUGAAUGAUUUCUCCAAAUCUGCACACAGAUAUUCUUUGUUGAUGUUGCCUUAACAAGUGUCGUAUGUAAGGAGGGCCGAGUACAGUGUGAUGGUUCUUAACGUGGGAUUGUGUUUGAGGUGAACUUCUUAAUCUGACCAUACUGUGGUAUACUGUAUUUGACCACGGUACAGUCAAAUUUUUCUGAAUCUUUUAAAAUCGUAUAGGAAUUAUCAUGAUUUAUAUAUCAAAUGAAGUGCAGGAUUAGUAAGCUCAUUCAAGCUCAUAGUUGAGUUCAAAAGGACAGCUGUGUCGAUAACUGGCGAAGAUGUUGUUAUUGCUUUUUCGCAGCUGGAGUCUUGAUGAGAGAGGAAUCGUUGGCUUGGCUUUCGUAUUAUGCUGUCUUUUUCUCAUUCUAGCUCUGGUAAAUGAAGCUUGCAGGCGCUAUACACAAAAUGUGAGCCAGAUCAAAGUGUUCGGGUCGAGGCCUGCUCUUCUGAUUCUGCUGGAUGUUCAGUGAACAGUUAUGUUGGCUUCAGAGAUUUUAAAGGGAUAGUUCACCCCAAAAUUUAUGUUAUGUCCUCAUUUACUCACCCUCAUGUCAUUUAAAAUGUGUAAGACUUUCUUUCUUUUGUGGAACACAAAUAUGUUUUUUUUUUUAAAUCAAUACAAUGAACGACAACAUUCUUCGAUUUAUCUACUUGUGUUCCGCAGAAGAAAAGUCAUACAGGUUUGGAACAACAUUGCUCCCCCUCAUAUUCUUACCUAAGUAGAUAGCACUAUAUUGCAAGUCUUCUAAAGUCAUAUGAUGAUUUGUGUGAGGAACUGACUGAAAUUUAAGCUAACUGGUAUCAUUGAAUAUCAUUUGCCCUGUUAACUUCAACAGCUUAGACUUUGGUUGGCCCUGCUGAAAAAAACAAAAACAAACUUAAAACCAGCCUAAACACCAGCCUGGUUUUAGAGGGGGGUUUUUUUGGCACUUUUCUGCUGGUCAGAGUGAAAGACCUGCUAAGAUCACUGAACUAUAGUUGUAUAUAAGUUUUAUAGAGCACUUGUAUGGUGUUUUUUUGGAUCUGAGAGGUACAGUAUAGGUCAAAACUAACUUUGCCUGUAUGGAAAAGAGAAGCUUGGACAUUCUUCCUGACAACUCCUUUUAUAUUUCAUGGAAAAAUCAAAAAAUAAUACAAGCUUUGGAAUGACAUGAGGGUGAGUAAAUGAAGCCAGAAUUUUCAUUUUUGAGCAAACUCUUCCUUUAAGUGCAAUCAGAUGUGUUUAUAGCAUGUGUUCCUUGCAGAAGGUUCAGGUUUUAGUUAGCUGAUCAUGAUAGUAAGAUUUUUUUCGUUUGUUUGUUUUAACCAUGUGAAAUUUGAGGUUUCAAAGUUGUUCAAAAUUUUGUGUUUAAACGCUUCAUCGUUUGAUCUGCCAGCUGAGGACAGUUGCAGUGACGGUGCUGGCUGAAGUGUUACGUCUCUCAUAUAAUCUCUGCUUCAGCCCUGGCAUUGGUUGCGCUGAGAAACUUGUGGUGCCUUAUUUGUGUUAGUCUUCCUCCUGUUCCACCUCACAGCCGUCAGCUUUCUCAUUAAAACAGAGUAAGACUGAAGCCACAGCCUUUGUAUAUAUAUCUUCUGUCAAUUUCCUGUCAGCAAAACACAGAAUUCCCACAAAGUUUUUCGUACAUCAGCUGUGCUCUCCACUCAAGUCAUUCUGCUGAGCCAUCAACUGCACUGAUGUUUUAAAUACACUCCCUGUAGCCUCAGAAAAUAUGAUUGAAAAAAUAAAAUGGUUAAUAUAUUGGA